AUGAAGUGCCAACUUUGUGAUAGCGAUGCUUAUGCACCCCACGCCCAUGCGAUAUUGUGCACCACUUGCAAACAACUUAGUCGAUCUGAUAUAUUUUCAAAAAUUCUACUUACCUUACUAGACAUCUACUCCACUCAAAAAGAUUUCGAUGCAAUAAAAGACAAAUGUGUUCAAUUCAACAAGGUUAUGAAAAACUAUCCAUUAUUUAUUACGCCUUUUUCUACAUUUGAUGUUGACGAACAUGAUACCGACCGUGUAGCACUUCACUACCUUCGGCAUUACGUCAUAUCUGAGGAUAAUAAUGUCCUCCAAAAGCAUCAUCCAGUAAAAACAGAUGCAUCUAAGAGUAACUACCUCUACAACACCAUUGCACUUCUUUGUCGAUUAGAUAUCGAUGACGGUGCGCGAGAACUACGCGUCCGAAACAUUAUUGACAUGGCACUCAACGCUGAAAUAUAUCAGACAACAGAUCCUGAUUUACAUUCUUGUUUACAAUGGGGUGAAACGUGGAAACAUUUCGUAUUAGAACAACUUCGAGAGGACCAACCAAUGAAAAGUCCCAAUGCUGUUUUAACACUCUGUCUACAUAGUCUUUCAAAUAUCAUCAAUAUGCGAAUUCGUUCUGUCUAUCCCAAUGUACCCGGUGGCAGUGACGAUCUUCGUAAACGACUCAACAGAAUAUAUUCUCCAUUGGAUGUUCAAACCAACACUUCGACAAUUCCGACGAUAACCAUACUUUGGUCAAAUACGAAACAUGUAUCAGCACAUUCGACUAGUUCGAUGUGGACACCCGAUUGUGUUGUGCCACUACUGCCAAAACCAGAGUGUUACACGAAUGAUUUACUGGUUUCACCUCGAUCAGGUUCAGCUGCAUUGCAAAAUCCUGCAGAACGUAGUUUUUAUAUUCUUUCAUGUUUUUGUCCAAUUACUCAGAGUGCAUUGAACGAAUUAGUAUCGUAUUCCGAUCAACAAAAGCAUUCCGAAGCAGAAAUGAAAAAGGAAGACACACGUGUGCCAGAAUUUCGAUGUCCAAAGUGUUCGAAAGCGUGUCAUGACUAUCGAUUUGACUGGCGAGCAGUUGCCCUGUUUCGGCAGAAUUUCAAUGGUGCACGUUUAACAUAUAUUCUCGUAGAUAUCACAUCAUCCAUGACGUUCAAUCUUUUGAAAACGAUUACAAUUGAUAAGAAAUCAACUUUAUCACGCAUCUUUCAAACCAAAGAAGCUAUCAAGCAGUUACUAAAAGAAAUAGCUGCUGCGGCCGGUCCAGUGGAUCAAGCCAUUCUGACUACGUUUGACAAAAAACUAACAAAGCCUGCCGUUAUCCCUCUAUGCAAUGCGAGUGAAAUUGCUGAUUCCGCUAAUCUAAAGCGUAUCGACGCAAUCGAACUAAGUCCACGGUCAGUUGAUACGUAUUUUUAUACGGUGUUAAACGAAGUGUAUCAAAUGUUCGAACGGCAACCGUAUUUAUAUAUUGAUCUUUAUAUAUUUUCCGAUGGAAUAGAUACAAGUCCGAAAAAGAAUGAUAAAUCAUAUCAAGCAAUUAUUCGUGGUUUGAAUCAAACAUUAGGCGCUAAAUGUCAUUUUAUGAAUUGUGGCUCGGCAACGGAAGGGUUUUCAGUGGCAGCUUGGUUAGGUGAUGCGGAUGCUGAUUGUCCACUGACAGGUGAUAUUGAGGAGAUUAAAACACAAGUCAAAACUGUGUAUAAGAGAGAUCACGCAAGAAACGUUGACUUGAAUACAACGAAAACGACAUUCCUAGGGAAAACACUUGAUGUUCCGGAGCCAACAUUAACGACCUUUAUGACUGAUGCAGAAAUACCAACCAUACGCAAGCCACGCACAAGAGAAUCAAAUAAAGAUGAGUCAAUCCUACUCAGUUCACCAAUUCGACGUUCAAAUCCGAAUUUAAAAAACAUCGAUGAUUAUCUGAACUCUCUUCCUUCUGUCACUCGAUCUCGUUCUGUCACUGCCACGGAUAAUAGAUCAAAGAGUCCCGAAAUAUUCAAGAUUAUUACACGCAAUUUGAGUGCAAAAAGACUUCACAAAGAUUAG
This is a messenger RNA of Adineta ricciae, 2052 nucleotides long. The record is from the annotation of a GenBank genome assembly. NCBI's taxonomy places the organism in Eukaryota, Metazoa, Rotifera, Eurotatoria, Adinetida, Adinetidae.